GGUAAUUGUACGGCUCAAACAUUAUCCGUUGAGAGAGAAGAGAGAGAGAGAGAGGGAAAUCCAUCUCCAAACACCGAUUUGCAGACUCUCGUGUGUCAGAUCGAUGGGAUAAGGCCUGUUUCUUGAAUUAGUAAUCGGACGGUCCAGAUUGAAUCAGGAAUCACUGAGUCUGAUGCUCGUAGGCUCAUGGCAAUGUCAGUUUCACAAAUGGGCAAUAUAGCAUCAUUGAGCAGCGACCUCUUCUAUGAUAUAUUGAGGCGUCUUGAUGGUGCGACUCUGGCUAGUGCUGGAUGUGCUUGUGCUGAUUUCUGUUCCAUCUCAAGAGAAGAGAGAAUAUGGGAAAAUGCAUGUCAUUCUUUAUGGCCUUCUACCACUAGAGAAGAUGUUAGAAAUUUGAUUACAUCGAUUGGCGGGUUCCGGAAAUUUUAUGCAGACUGCUACCCCCUAAUCGUGAACAAGGACGUCCCUGUGGUUCAGUGGGACAAUGAUCUUGAAUUCUCUGAAGAAUGGGCUGAGGCUGAUUACUACGGUGACAUUGAUGAGUUCGACAGUGUUUCUCCUUCAGAUUUUGUCUCAAUCGUGGAUAUCCGGUACAAGGAUAAAGCAGUCUACUCAAAGGUGAUUUGGGGGAUUCCUGAUUCGGACGGUUUCCAUGGUUGGUUCUACAACUGCCCCUUUCGGAUUGAUCUGCUUAGAUAUUCAGAUGGUGUCAAUGAUGAAGCCGAGGUGACCCUCUCAGUUACCGAUGGUCUUCCGCCAAUUAUGUCCAUAGAGAGGGAGAGGAAAGAGGGGAAGCUUUGGAGGGAGCUCCGUGAUGGAAUCAGGCUUAGUUGGAUCGUCGUGAACCGGAAAAUGAAGCAAGCAGCUAAUCUCGCUAGCUGGAACCCACUUGGGGGCCAAAGGCAUUGGCCAACAGAUAAGGAUUUCUUGAUACGUUUUGGGUCUGUUCUUCCCGCCAAAGACAUCCUCCCAUGUCAAGUAGUGGAAUGCAUCAUCGUCAUGAAGUUUAGAGUUAUCAAUACUGAAGGGGAGGGGGAAGGUAUCCAGACAACACUCAAGCUAACUGAGCUAAGCAUGCAGUUGGAAGAUAUGGCAGGCGCUCAUGUUAAUGGAAGGAACAGCUUGCUUGUCCUCAAAGAAGCAUUGAGCUGCCGUCGGAGCAAAAACUACAGCGAGGUUCUAGAGUCCUGUCAUUUGUACUCGAAAGCGCAGAGUGAAUUGAAGGAGGAGAAGAUGAGAAAUGAGAGCCGUUUGGACAGGCUAUGUAUCUUAAGUGGCAUAGCUGCUUUUAUCACCUUUUUCUAUUGUAUUUUGUGAAAUGAAUCCAUCUCUUCUUCUAACAAUGCUGUCAGGAACUUUCACCUUGGCUAAUAACAUUUUUCAUGUGUUUAGGGGUUGG
Magnolia sinica is the source of this 1399-nucleotide messenger RNA. RefSeq names its product probable F-box protein At2g36090. Gene Ontology annotation, molecular function: protein binding. The transcript has 2 exons. The record is from RefSeq and is a predicted model, not a curated record. The coding region runs from base 187 to 1317 and encodes 376 amino acids. NCBI's taxonomy places the organism in Eukaryota, Viridiplantae, Streptophyta, Magnoliopsida, Magnoliales, Magnoliaceae.